This is a messenger RNA of Symsagittifera roscoffensis, 6232 nucleotides long. RefSeq lists its product as uncharacterized. The record is from RefSeq and is a predicted model, not a curated record. The transcript has 2 exons. NCBI's taxonomy places the organism in Eukaryota, Metazoa, Xenacoelomorpha, Acoela, Convolutidae. The coding region runs from base 52 to 1794 and encodes 580 amino acids.
AUAUGAGCAAGCUCAUCAGUGGGUGUUUUGUCUGAACUGACUCGAUCUAACAUGACUGUUCUGUGCCAAGCAUCCGGAGGUCUGAACCUUUCCCUGCACCUAGAACCCUCCUUCAUUGACUUCCUGGUAGACCAGAGGAUCAAGCAGCAAAAUGCUCUGGAUCUUUCUUUGAACCAGCCCCACCUGUCUGGCGACUCAGCGGGAAAGGAGCCCGGCAGCGAGGAGUUUUUAGUCGUAAACAAGUUCAUGAACAAAUGUUUCGGCUCGUUAAGCGUCAAGAUCAAUUCUGUUCCAAGCAAUACAAACGGAGGAAUUUUUCGCAACGAGCCGCAAGUGCAGCCACAGCCAUUUGCACACAAAAUUACGACCCAAUGUCCGAAUAUAGUGGUAAAAAGAGAAGUAGCGAACGAGAUGCGCACGAAUGAGUUCCACCACAACAACCAACAGCAGGAGAAUGCAUUCAGAAUCCCGAGCGUACAGAUUGCUUGCAAUGACGUCACUCCUCGUUUCGAGACUCGAUUUCCGACUGUCCAUGAAACAGUGACGUUCAACACACCCCCACUAGUUACCGAGGAGCAACAACAGCAGCAGUUGAACAUCAACAUGGCAAAUAUCGAAUCACUGGCACAUCAGCCGGCUAUUCUCAUCACUCAGCAACAGCAACACCAUCAUCAACAGGGUCUGAUUACGUCUGGCUACAGUCCCGAGGAGCCGGAAAACAAUUCGCCUGCUUAUACUUGUGCAAGCACGACACACUCCGAAGUUAUAAAAGACGAGAAUGGCAUGACUGAUUCAAACAAGCGUAAACGGGGACGUGGUAAGAAAUCGAGUCUAGGGUUCCCGUUUGCCAAUAACGGAUCAGGUGUCUACAAAUAUCCAGCUCAAUCUUCACCGAGAAAAGUGAAUUCGACCAAAACAUUUCAAUGUCCUCUUUGCGACUUCUCAACGCCCUAUUACAGCAGCUUGGACGUGCACACUAAGUCUAUACAUUCUGUAGAACGACCGUUUUCUUGUGUUCUUUGCGAGUACACCUGUAAACUAAAAGGUAACUUGAAGAAGCACUAUAUGGGCAUCCACAAACUGGAAUCAGAACCCGCUUCCUCACUUCUGAAACACUCGUCCGCAGGUGAAAAGGGAGCAAAUUCAACGUAUUUAUCGUCCCAAGGUGGCAGCGGCAGCAAUACGGAUGCUGCUUCGUCAAACGAUGAUCAAUCGAAGACAACCAAGACUGAACAGGAAACCCCAACAUCGACAACUCAAAUCCAAAUUGACGACCAACAGCACCAAUUCAGCGUCGAAGUAUCGAGGCCAACUAGUGGAAUAGUAACUUACACUUCCUCGCAGCAACAACUUCAGCAACUGACAAGUGAUCAACAGAGUGAUCAUGGCGAGUCUUUCGUAUUCCAAAACGUUUCCUCUGCCGCUUUCUCCAAUAACAAUCGAGGUUCUAAAUUGGACUUUGCUAUGGCUCCAAGUUUAAUUAGUCCUGGGAAUAACAACACGGCUCCAACUGCUACAAAUUCUUCAGGUGUUGAAUCUUCAGGAUCGAUUGCUGUUACGAGUAGUCCGCAAACUAUCAUGACAUCUUUGACCUCAUUUGACCCAGCGGCAACGAAUGAACAGUCGGACUUCCCUUCAGUGUCGGCAGCAGAAGUUCCGGCUCUGCUCAUGCCACAAGGCUAUACCAGCAUAGAGUCCUUCAUGCCAAUGCGGAUGGAAAGUAUGGAAGGCAUACAGAUGAUGGGAACUCUGGAAACACAUAGUGAUGACGAAAGCUGUGGCUUGAUUAGUUGAUUCUAUUCAAUAUUUAAAUUAUCAUUUAACCUUAGUGGCCUUUCGAGGCUGCGCCAAAAUACAUUUGUGUUUGAUAAAAACUUACAUGCUUACUUUACGUAGUAUUAUAGUGAACGUGAGAGGACGCUUCCCGUUAAAUAUUUUUGUUAUCAACUUCUAAAGUAGUUCCAUUACUCUACCAAGUCUCGGACACAUACAGUCUCAUCACAUAUUUCAUUUUCUGCUAAGGCAAUAAUAGAAUGUGAGAAACAGCGCUCAUUUAAUAUCUAGUUUGAGUUUUACCAGAGACCAGUCAUUUUUGGUUGCAAUUGUGAUAACAUUGAAAAUUUUCAGCGGCAAAAAGGAGCUUGGUGCGCAAAAAAGGGCAACGCUCAGCAAAGCAUUGCAGUUUCAAGUAAAGGAAAAAAUACAACUUGGUUUGUCGUCUUAGAGAGGCAGAAUAAUUUUCAAUAGUUCUUCUGCCAUUUGCAUAUUUUUUUCUUCAAAUUCUGAAAUCUCAUUGAAUACUAAGAAGGCCAUUCUCUGCAAAAAACGUUUUAUCAAAUUUUAAAACGUUGCAACCGAAAAUGCAAUUUUAACAGCGUACUUCCUGAAAAAAAAUUUAAUAUAGCCGUCAAUGGCGCCUUUAGUACACAUUGCGCCAUUUAGUACGGCGCCAUUUAGUACUUGUCAAUUAGUUCCAACGGUUUUUUUGUAGUGCGUGUAGUAUCGGUGAUUCUAAGACAUUUUCCUCAAACUAAGAACUAGACUUACAGAGUUUUAUCUUGAAAAUGCAUUCAGUAUGGGGAAAGUUAAUGAGUAGUUCGUAGCUUGGUGUUGAGCAAUCAAUACGAUAAUUAGAAAGGUAAACAGACGGUCAAUUCCAAAAAAGCUCGAAUCUUUAAACAAUUACUCUCUCCUAUGACUGAGAACCCAAGUGAAGUAAAGUCGGCAAUCCUCCACCCAAAUGGGAAAUAAAGAUUCUACUUGUGAAACUCAUAGGACCGAUACUAGAGAUGAUUUGAGCUGGGCAUGCAACAAUCCAUAUAUCUCGGAACCUCUGGCCAAAAAACUAAAAGUUCCCGGUGGUGCAAAUUGCCCUAUUAGAACUCAGCGGCGCAUGGAAUGGGACCAAAGUUCGGUAUGUUAUAGGUCUAGUUGAUAAGCUUAAGGUUAGAAUCCCAGACCCACUGCACUUCUAUUUCCGAUAGUUUGUCCCAAGUAAUUAGUCCUCAUCCCGACUUCCACAAAUGUUUUACCGGACCUCAGUGAACGGAGGGAGCCAAAACUUAGGAAUGAUAGGAAGUGGAAAACUAAAUUAUGUAUUUAGCCUUGCGAAAUUUUUUCACGAACAAAAACUUUGUUCACAGGACUCAUCACAUGGACUCAUAUAUCUACUGGGCCUUUUGAUUGCAACAGAUAUAUUUUGAGCUUGUAGGAAUUUUGAAUAUCCUGCCUAAUCGAAUUUUGCCUUUAUUGUUGAUUACAAUUUUACCAACUCGAUUCACUUUUUCUUUUGUCGGCCUAAUAGAUUGCUGGUUGUUUUACAUUGGCUCAGUGACCUCUUGUUACGUCUUUGGUGACCGAAAAUGUUUGUGUGUUUUUAGGGGAUGGAAGACUUCAAUUUUUUUGUUCAAUGAUUUUUUUAUGGCAUGAAGGGUUUCUGCUCAGGUUUUUCCGGUUUUGUUACUGCUUCAGUUCAAUCUACUAUGCGGUGCAUACUGCCUAGAGUUAACACAUUUGCUUGAAAGGGCAAAGGUUUGUAGUUCGAAUCCGGUCGGUACCUGUUUUUGUAAUUUUUUUGGUCUAUCGUCUCUUAUUUUUGUCGGCGUAGUUCACGUAGCCCAUUUUUUGAGUGUAGCGUUUUUUUCAAAAUACACUACACCAAUACACGAGACGAUAAAGCGAAGUAUUCCAAUUUCAGCGAGGUUUUUUUUUGCAAAUUAAAAAUUUUUGGCUACUUUAGAUUAUGGUCUCUGCUUCUUUUUUGUCGGCUUAGUUCCGCAGAAAGGACUUUUUGACAAUUCGGUUUCUUAGUUUUUUGAAAACUUUGUAACGUUUUUCAUGGUGCAGGUAAUUCUGUUUCCAUUAUUUUGUUCUUUCAUUGCAACUGUUUUUGGCAAUAAUUGUUUUUUGCUUAAAAUCGAAGACAUUCAUUUUUUUAUCGCAAGUGGUGCGAAGCGAAGCUUUGCCUCUGUGCAUAGUUUAAGCAAGCCUGUCGGUUUGACUUGAAGUUAAUAUCACGUGAAAAACCACCCACCCAUAGACUGGAAACAAAUUACCCAAAUUGAUGUGCGAGGUUAUUUGGAUUUUUAUCGCGGAUUGACAUCAGAUACUAGCCCCGAAAAAUGGCCCAUAUUGAAUGUAAUCCCUCCGGCGGCUCCUUCUGGUAUAAAUAGCCCGUAUCCCGGGAGAAGUGAUAAAAGAUCUUAAAAUUGGGAAAGUAUCAAUGGGAUAUGGACGAAACUUGAUAGGAAGGACCCCAUGGGAGACUUACCCGGAAUAUUGAAAAUAGACACCGCGAUAAACUCUUAUUUAUUUUUGCUAGUUCAGGUCCCAAUUGCAUCGAAAAGGCAGAGCUAACUACGGAAAGUAGCCUAUUGCCCGUCCCUAACCCUUGGAAAUGGCAGUCGAUCACUUCAUUCGUGAUAGAGAGGAAACUUAUCCUGUGGGAAAGUAGUCAGAAGAUAAAAAGUAGCUAAUUGAACAACAGUGAAACUUAUCUAACAUUGGGUCAACAUUAGCUAUGACAGUUAGACUAUUUAAAAAAAUAGUACCAGAGGAAACUGGCAGUAAGAGGAGAACGACACGAAAUUAGGUUUCUUAAAUAUCAUGAAUGAACGGGCUUUUUAAUUCGCUCAUCGGAGUUGUUUUUGACCUAUUGGGACCCCUGAAAGACAAACUACAUUACCAUUAUAGCUGUAAGGUUGUGAUUGAAAUUAGAUAUACUGGAAUUUUAGAGGCUUAGAAUGAAGUAAAUAUCUUUCAGGAUCUGCUAGCCCCGGAACGCGAAUGGGGUCAUUUGGAAGUUGGAAAAUGAAACAUAAUUUUGAUCAGAGCUGAAAUAUGCACAUCCGAGCUAGAUAUGCCAUAUUGAUUUUGACAUUAAAAAUAGUGUCACCACCGGAAUCAUUUUGUUAAGGUUUUGUGUAGGGGGUACCAAAGUGAAUACCAGGUUUUGUUGGGCUAAAUAUAACUUUAACUACAACUAAAACUAAGACUCAAGCAGAAAAACAAUACAGAAUACUAAACAGCCUACCCGUAGGCAGAACGCGGAAGAAUGAGAGACAGUUUAGUUAGUUCUCAUUACUGAUAAGUGUUUAAUACCUCAAAGGGAUGGUUGGUCUGCAGGAGUUUUAGCACGUCAAACAUAGCAGGAGUUAGUUCUAUUGCAGGAGUUAGUUAUAUUGGUUUACUAGCUGUAAUUAGGCGGCGGAGAUUCUCGGACCAUUUCAUUUUUUAUUGAAAUAUUUAACUACUUUUUGUCCAAAUUGUAGCCCUUUGUAUCGGGAAUUAUUACUUUCUUGAUUUUUUUUCACAAAUGAGACUUCUUGCGAUCGCGAAUGUGAGAAUUACAGUCAUAAGAGUAUUGAAUUGAACUCAGAGGGGGACAUAACAUAAUACGAGAAAGUAUACUUGCCAAAUUGUUAUCCAAAAUUAUCCAAACUGAUUGCAUUUUAAACAAUGCACUGUACCAAUUAAUUUUUGACAAGACUUCGAGGGAAGAGAAAAUCAAAUUGCACCUGAAAAGAGGUUCCAUACAUGAACUACUUUUUCAUUUACUUUUUAACACUAUACUAUUCACAUACCUUCAAGGACUGAGACUACGCGUACCUUCCAGCAAAGACCCGCGGAAUCCGAUCAAUGGAGACAGUCAUCGCCCAUCAGUGUGAGACAACUCGAUGCUUCAUAGUUUGACAUAGAUAUCUGAUGCCGUCUUGCCGUGUUUCCUUGUAAACCUAAGGCCAAACCGAAGACCAGAUAUCUACGUUUUAUCCUAGUAUACGGGGUAAUACUGAUAGCCCACUCUGAUGAGCCCUGACAUUUACCACUCAUUAGAGCAUGAACGACUAUAAAUCGGAAUGACUGCUCAGCAAAAGCGCUGUACUGGCAAGGCAAUGAAUGGCUUCCACGGGUUGAGUUUUAGAAGGUCCGUUUUCACUAAGACUCAGUGAUAUUCAACAGGCGUUCUAUCCUCAAAAAUAAAAUUUUGGCAUCACUGACCAUUUGUCAGCUGAUUUUUGGGUUUGUCAGCUGAUAAUGUGAGUCUAAAAAAUGAGGACGCAAUGUAUGACUGCAUUUUUCCGAGGAGGCCCUUCCUUUAAUCAGCUCCUGGUCCUAAAUUAUCUUGAUGUGAUAAUAAUCACUUUUAGCCAUUAUAUUCUUAUUGAACUUAAUGUUGUUUGGAAUGCAGACUUCCAAUAUCAUGGAUCUUAUUUUAUGCACAGACUUGUUUUAU